Molecule: messenger RNA, 2165 nt
Organism: Sinocyclocheilus grahami
Lineage: Eukaryota; Metazoa; Chordata; Actinopteri; Cypriniformes; Cyprinidae
Product: G1/S-specific cyclin-E1
Exons: 13
Coding region: 393-1625 (410 amino acids)
Source: RefSeq, a predicted model, not a curated record
AUUUGAAGUAUAACGUGGGGAUCUCGCGUGCUCGCUCCGUGCUGGUGUCACUCCCCCAGCGGCACCGAUCGCAGGGCUUCGCUUCGUUGUCGUUACAGCAAAGCGGGGAUUUUAAAUGACCCGCGUUGACGGCCCCUUUUAACCACUGCUGGCGGGUUAUAAGACAAGGCGCAAAAUUACUGGCGCCAGCUCAGAUCGAGCGGACUGCGGAACACAUCACAGCUUAGCCAUAUGCUGCCUGCUUACAGAGUAUUGGAGCAGUUUUACUAAAGAAUGCCUUGUGUAACACCAUCCUAACUUUUGCAUUCGAGGACAUCCGUGGAGAGAAGGCAUUUUCAGAGAGCAUCACAAUAAGGCUCUCGACACUCAAGAAGGUCACACGCGAGGAUAUCAUGCCAAGCAAGAAAGUGCUACGAACAGAGCAGUUUAACACUACAGAUGAAGCUCCUAAAACUAUUUCAGUGCGUCCCAGGAAGAGAAAAGCAGACGUGGCUAUUCAUUUACAAGAUCCAGAUGAAGAGAUCACAGAGAUGACAAGAAAGAAACCAUGUGCAUCCCAGGCCUGCUGGAAUCCCAACACCGGUUACACAAGCCCAUGCAGGCGGAUCCCCGCACCCGAUGAAGUUGAGGAACCGGUUGCUGUUGGCAGCGUGGGGUUCGCACAGUAUGCCUCAGAAAAUAUUUUCAUCACUCCCACACGAUCUACCCCUCUGCCGGCCCUCUGCUGGGCAAGCAAAGAUGACGUGUGGAACAACCUGCUUAGAAAAGACAAACUCUACCUGCGAGAUACACAUGUUAUGGAGAGGCAUCCAAAUCUUCAACCCAAUAUGAGAGCGAUUCUGCUGGAUUGGCUAAUGGAGGUUUGUGAGGUGUACAAGUUACACAGAGAAACGUUUUACUUGGGUCAGGAUUACUUUGAUCGUUUCAUGGCCACUCAAGAAAAUGUUCUCAAAACAACACUACAGCUUAUAGGCAUCUCCUGUCUCUUCAUCAGUGCCAAAAUGGAGGAAAUUUACCCUCCUAAGGUGCAUCAGUUUGCUUAUAUUACUGAUGGGGCCUGCACAGAGGAUGACAUUCUUAGCAUGGAAAUUAUCAUCAUGAAGGAGUUGAAUUGGAGUUUGAGUCCUUUAACCCCAGUGGCUUGGCUCAACAUCUACAUGCAGAUGGCCUAUCUAAAGGAGACUGCUGAAGUUCUCAUGGCCCAGUACCCACAGGCUACAUUUGUGCAGAUUGCAGAACUCUUGGAUCUGUGUAUACUGGAUGUAAGAAGUCUGGAGUUCUCUUACGGCCUUCUUGCAGCUUCUGCGCUCUUCCACUUCUCUUCUCUAGAGCUAGUGAUGAAAGUUUCAGGGCUGAAGUGGUGUGACUUGGAGGAGUGUGUGAAAUGGAUGGUCCCUUUCGCCAUGUCAAUCCGUGAAGCAGGCAGCUCAGCCCUCAAGACAUUCAAAGGAAUAGCAGCGGAUGAUAUGCACAAUAUCCAGACCCACGUGCCUUACAUGGAAUGGCUGGGAAAGGUGCACUCCUAUCAGCUAGUGGACAUUGAGAGCAUUCAGAGGUCUCCUGUUCCCUCUGGAGUACUCACACCACCACCCAGCAGUGAAAAGCCAGAGAGCACCGUCUCCUGACUUCAUUAUGUAUGGAAUAGGACACAGCCCUGACAGAUGAGUUUAAAUGAAAAUCAACAAAUCAAUGGCAUUACAGGACAAACCCAAGCAUCAGCUCACAUGCAUAAGCAUAAGACUCGGAAGACCAAAAAUGUCUUAUGCUUCAUACUUUUUUCCCCCCAUUUAAUGUAUACUACCUGCCAAAAUCUCAGAGCUGUUACUGUCUCUGAUUGCUGCUAAAAGAGGGUGGGACUGGAGCAGAUGGAAAGAUGACCACGGAGAUCCCCACACAAAUAUGGGCAUGGGUUUCUGGGGCUCAGGUUGCCAUUUGGACCAGCAAAAUCCUGACAGGUUGUCAUGGGGAUUCGAGUCUCCACUGCCAGAAAGGACCAGAGAAAUCACCAGCUUCAGAAGCUAGGACUCUGAUUUUAUAUUUAAGAUUUUCCACUGGUCGCCUCCUAUGUGUUUGUAACCAAAUUUGACCAUUCGCUUUUUAUAAGUUUGUUUUUAAACAAGAUGCUGCUACAUUUCUCUAUAUCAUAUUUCUAAAUAAAGCCACUG